UAUGUACGUGUAUUUAUUCAUUCUUCUAACUAUCAUCUCUGCUGAGGAUUAUUACAAACUAUUAGAAAUAUCACCAGAAGCAAGUGAUAAUGAUAUCAAAAAGGCCUUUAGAAAACUAUCUGUAACAUAUCAUCCAGAUAAAAAUCCAGGAGACAAAUAAGCCACAAAAAGAUUUCAAGAUAUCAACAAAGCUUAUGAAAUAUUAACAGAUCCUGAAAAAAGAAUGAUAUAUGAUUUGUAAGACCUUUUCAUAUUAUUUCUAGUUAUGGUGAAGAAGGUCUUACAAAUCCACAAUAUUAUAAUAGACCUAAAGGUCCUAAUGCUUAAGCAGAAAUAUAAGUAACAUUAGAAGAAUUGUAUAAUGGUACAGAUAGAGAAUUUACUUUACAAAAGAAAGUAUUAUGCAAAUAGUGUAAAGGAACUGGAUCAAAAGAUGGAACAUUAAAAAUUUGCAAACAUUGUAAUGGUAGAGGUUAAAGAAUGCAAAAUGUUAAUAUGGGAAUAGGAUUUACAGUAUAAAUGCAAACUGUUUGUGAUAGAUGUGGAGGUAGAGGUAAAAUUAGUUCAGGAAAUUGUGCUAAUUGUAGAGGAAAUAGAGUUUAAUAAACAUCUAAGACCUUAUAAAUUGAAGUUGAAAAAGGGAUGACUGAUGGAUAAACUAUAGUUUUUAGAGGAGAAAGUGAAUAAAGUCCAGAUUAUUUCCCAGGAGAUGUCAUCUUUUAUUUAAGACAAAUAAAGCAUCCUCUUUUUGAAAGAAAGGGUAAUGAUUUAUAUAUGGAUAUGGAAAUUACUUUAAAAGAAGCAAUCUUAGGAUUUAAGAAGAGAGUUAAGCAUUUAGAUAAUCAUUAUGUUGAAGUUGAAAGCAAUAAAAUUAUUUAACCAUUUGAAGUAUAUAAUUAUAAUUAUUAAAAUCUAUUAGGUCAAAUAAAUUGCCUAAGAGGGUAUGCCUAUUCAUUAACUUCCAAGUGUUAAAGGUGAUUUGUACAUAAAAUUCAUAGUAAAGAUGCCUAUCAAAUUAAAUGAAUAAGAAAAGGAAUUCAUAAGGAAAAUAUUUGCUUGA
Paramecium pentaurelia is the source of this 1060-nucleotide messenger RNA. Lineage: Eukaryota; Ciliophora; Oligohymenophorea; Peniculida; Parameciidae. The record is from the annotation of a GenBank genome assembly.